Euleptes europaea (tarantolino) is the source of this 1455-nucleotide messenger RNA. RefSeq names its product ADP-ribosylarginine hydrolase (gene ADPRH). NCBI's taxonomy places the organism in Eukaryota, Metazoa, Chordata, Lepidosauria, Squamata, Sphaerodactylidae. The transcript has 5 exons. The record is from RefSeq and is a predicted model, not a curated record.
AUCAUGUGUCCCAGCCUGCUUGAAAACUAUGUGGCAGCCAUGGUGUUGAGUGCAGCUGGAGAUGCCCUGGGCUUUAAAAACGGGGAGUGGGAAUUCCUUCUCUGCGGUGAAGAGAUUCACGCGCAACUGGCGGAAAUGGGAGGCGUGGGCAAAAUCGACGUGGCAGGCUGGCCGGUCAGCGAUGAUACUGUCAUGCACUUAGCUACAGCUGAAGCCCUGGCAGCAGCUGGAAGAGACCCAGAUUUUACGCACCUGUACGCUCUCCUUGCAAGAAACUAUAAGGACUGCAUGAAAGACAUGAGCGGAAGAGCUCCAGGUGUAACCUGCAUGUCGAAUGCAAGGCGUUUGAAACCAGAUGAGCCAGAGGGGUGGAAAAUCCCUUUCAGCGCCAGUGGCGGAGGGUGUGGAGCCGCCAUGAGGUCGAUGUGCAUCGGACUGCGGUUUCCUCACCCAGAACAAUUGGACAGCUUGAUUGAAGUCAGCAUAGAGAGUGGGCGAAUGACUCACCACCACCCAACGGGCUACCUAGGAUCCCUAGCUUCUGCUCUCUUCGCCUCUUACGCGGUGAACCGCAAGCCCCCUCGGGAGUGGGGGAAAGGGCUGAUGACAGUGCUGCCGGAGGCGAAAGCCUAUAUCCAGAAGUCAGCUUGCUUUGUGGAAGAGAACCUGCAGCACUGGGACUACUUUGAAAGUAGGUGGAAGCAGUACCUGGAAAUCCGAGGCAUUUCAGAUGGGAAAUCCCCGCCUUCCUUUCCUGCAGAAUAUGGUGUGAAAGAGAGAGACGAAUUCUAUUCUUUCCUCAGUUGGAGUAACUGGGGAGGCAGCAGUGGACACGACGCUCCCAUGAUCGCUUACGAUGCCAUUCUCGGUUCAGGGAACAACUGGACUGAGCUAGCUAAUAGGAGUUUCUUCCACGGUGGGGACAGCGACUCCACGGGGACCAUCGCUGCAUGCUGGUGGGGAGCCAUGCAUGGUUUCCAAGGGGUCAGCAUAAAUAACUACAGGGAUAUUGAGUACAGAGAUCGACUGGAGAAAGUAGCCGGAGACAUUUAUCGCCUCAGCUUGGCUGCAGAGCGUGACUGAAUUGCUACCAUUCCAUUGUCAUGCUCAAGAAAGAGGGAGUGGCACUCCAUCUGGAGAGUCCAUACUGUGUCACUACUGAGCAUUUACCAAGUGCUUCCAAUCCAGGCCCACGCCGAGCGUGUAGUUCUAGCUUUCAGCACAGCCAGGGAAGAGUCGGCAAGUGACAGCCGUCCUUUCACCGUAAAGGUGGCUUUUCUUGGGCCACAUGGCAGAGCCCAGGACCAGGCAUGGGUCCAAGUGCUGGCGCUAACGGUGCCCGUGACAGAGUCUCAGUUGCAGACUCGGAGGAAUCCUCGUGCACGCAAGAGCUGUGCCAAGGGCAUGGCGAGAGCAAGAACCCCACAGCUGGCUAGAGCUAGACCUGCCACUUGA